AUGAACAGCCUAACCGGUCUUGCAAGCAUUAAAGCUUUGUUGCAAAUUGAAGACUUCCCGUCACCUUCUAGCAGCAUAUUGCAGUGUAAAACAGGACUCGGACAUGCAGUCGUAUCUCGCCGCAAGCGAUCUUGGUCAAGGGCAGUAUUCAGUAAUUUACAGCGGAAAGGACUAGAGCGCACCUUUCAGGAUCAAAAAUACAUCACCAAACCCGAAAGGAAACGUUUAGCUGCCAAUCUUGGUUUGCAUGAUGCCCAGGUUAAAGUUUGGUUUCAAAACCGUCGCAUGAAAUGGCGUCAUAUGAUAAAAAGUACGCAGCUGCCUCUCAUUCCAGGAAGUGUAUCAAUCAUUAAAGGAUCUUCGGAAGGAGUCACAGCAACUGAACAUUAUUCUAAUACGAAUAAAAUCUGUACACUCAAUAUCAACGAAAAUAUCGAAGACAUAGAUGUUACUAUAGACUAA
Messenger RNA from Anopheles cruzii, 462 nucleotides. Its product is annotated as homeobox protein H2.0-like. Gene Ontology annotation, biological process: regulation of DNA-templated transcription. Gene Ontology annotation, molecular function: sequence-specific DNA binding; DNA-binding transcription factor activity, RNA polymerase II-specific. The record is from RefSeq and is a predicted model, not a curated record. The coding region runs from base 1 to 462 and encodes 153 amino acids. NCBI's taxonomy places the organism in Eukaryota, Metazoa, Arthropoda, Insecta, Diptera, Culicidae. The transcript has 2 exons.